Mirounga angustirostris (Northern elephant seal) is the source of this 2496-nucleotide messenger RNA. RefSeq names its product adhesion G protein-coupled receptor F4. The transcript is spliced from 9 exons. Gene Ontology annotation, biological process: adenylate cyclase-activating G protein-coupled receptor signaling pathway; cell surface receptor signaling pathway. The record is from RefSeq and is a predicted model, not a curated record. Gene Ontology annotation, molecular function: G protein-coupled receptor activity. Bases 1 to 2058 code for a protein of 685 amino acids. Gene Ontology annotation, cellular component: membrane. Lineage: Eukaryota; Metazoa; Chordata; Mammalia; Carnivora; Phocidae.
AUGAUUUGCUGUUUAAUGUUAUUUCUGGCCAUAGAAUGUUCUCACUAUAGAUCCAAGAUCCACAUAAAAGAUGGAGAUAAACUUCAACAUCUUGAAGGGAAACUCAAGACUGGAAGGAUACAAGAGAAAUGCCGAGGACCUUGCAUCCCUGCUUCCAACUGCAGCCAGCCCUGUGCUCAGCCCUUUCAUGGAGAAAUAGGGUUUACAUGUCAUCAAAACAAGUGGCAAAAAUCAACUGAAACAUGUACAAGCCUUUCUGUGGAGACACUCUUUAAGGACUUCAAUAGUGCAUCACACCUUCCUCUAGCAGCAUCAUCCAUACCCGUGCACGUUCUUGACUUUCGAGCACCAGAGCCCGUGGAGAGUGUAGCUCAAGGAAUCCGCAGGAACUGUCCAAUUGAUUAUGCCUGCAUACUCGAUGUUGUGAAAUCAUCAGAAGCCACGUCUGGAAACAUCGCAUUUAUAGUGGAGUUACUAAGAAAUAUUUCUACAGAUUUGUCUGAUAAUGUUACCCAAGAUAAAAUGAAGAGUUAUAGUGAAGUGGCCAACCACAUCCUUCACACAGCAGCCAUUUCAAAUUGGGCUUUCAUCCCAGACAAAAAUACCAGCUCGGAUUUGUUGCAGUCAGUGAAUCUGUUCGCGAGGCAACUCCGCCUCCACAAUGACUCUGAGAACCUUGUGGAUGAACUCUUCAUCCAGGCAAAAGGGCUUCGCAUCACCCACAAUACCUCAGAGGAGAAGUUCAAUUUCUCCGCAAGCAUGAACGGUACAGCAGAGGGUAUCUUAGGAAUGAUAGAAAUUCCCACGCAAGAGCCGUGGAACCUGCCACCAAAUGCAUCCCAAGCCAUCAGCAUAGCCUUUCCCACCUUGGGGACCAUACUGAGGGAAGUCCGCUUGCAAAAUGUGAGUCUUCCUAGACCUGUAAAUGGUCUCGUCCUUUCGGUGAUUUUACCAGAAGGACUGAAGCAAGUCUUACUCACCUUCGAGAAGAUCAACAAAUCCCGCAGUGCCAGGGCACAGUGUGUUGGCUGGCACUCGAGGAAAAGGAGGUGGGAUGAGAAUGCCUGUGAAACCACGUUGGAGAUCGUGAACAGAGUGAAAUGCUUGUGUAACUACACCAACAUGGUGAUGUCCUUUUCCAUUCUAAUGUCCCCCAAAUCUAUAGACAACAAAGUCCUGGACUACAUCACCUGCAUUGGGCUCAGCAUCUCUAUCUUUAGCUUGAUUCUCUGCCUGAUCGUCGAAGCCGCAGUGUGGUCCCGGGUGGUUGUGACGGAGGUAUCAUACCUACGUCACGUGUGCAUCGUGAACAUAGCCGUGUCGCUCCUGAUUGCUAAUGUGUGGUUCAUUGUAAACUCUAACUUUCACAAAAAGGCCCAGGACUCCAACUGGUGUGUUGCGCUGACAUUUUUCAGCCACUUCUUCUACCUCUCUCUGUUCUUCUGGAUGUUCUUCCAAGCACUGCUCAUCAUCUAUGGAAUAUUGGUUGUUUUCCGUAGGAUGAUGAAAUCCCGCAUGAUGGCCAUUGGCUUUGCCGUUGGCUAUGGGUGCCCAUUGGUCAUUGCAGGUACUACAGUUGCUGUCACGGUGCCAGAGAAGGGCUACAUGAGACCCGAUGCCUGUUGGCUUAGCUGGGACAGUACCAAAGCCCUUUUAGCAUUUGCCGUCCCAGCCUUAGUCAUUGUGGCCGUGAAUCUUGUGGUGGUUUUGGUUGUUGCUGUCAAUACUCAGAGGCCCUCUAUUGGCAGUUCCAAGUCUCAGGAUCUGGCCAUAAUUAUGAGGAUCAGCAAAAAUGUUGCCAUCCUCACCCCAUUGCUGGGACUGACCUGGGGUUUUGGAGUAGCUACACUUCUAGAAGGCACUUCCUUGAUAGUCCAUAUAAUCUUUGCCCUUCUCAAUGCUUUCCAGGGGUUCUUCAUCUUGCUGUUUGGAACCAUUAUGGACCACAAGAUAAGAGAUGCUUUGAAGAUGAGGAUGUCUUCACUGAAGGGGAGAUCCAGGGCAGCAGAGAACGCAUCUUUAAGCCCAACCAAUGGAUCUAAAUUAAUGAAUCGUUGAAGAUGAGGUGCUGCUCCAUUCCUCAUGGGCAUUCCGUGUCCUGGACUGAGAGUGAAGCUCUGGGAGAGGGAGGCUGGAAUGAGGGACAAUCGAGCUUCCCUGGAAGACUUUCUCUUCUGGCCAGGAGUGACACCUAAGCUUUCAGGGGUGAAAAUGCUUGCUGAGGGAAAAGUAAGCAUGACGUUUGGUGACUGGGCUUGAAGGAGCUAGAACCACUGACUCUUUGACUGGCCCAUGACUUUCAGGAGCCUGGCUUCUUGGUCACCCUUGGCAAGAUUAAGACAGCAAGCCAUUUUCUGAGCUCCUGGACAAGCCUGGAGCUGUUGGGGCUCUCCUGGACGAGGUCCGCUUUCACACGCAAGGCCUGCUCUGUGGCUCCAUAAACCCAGCCAUUGUCACUGUGCAUGGAUCCUGCUUGCUUUGGGGGACAGGAGUUAG